This is a messenger RNA of Pteropus alecto (black flying fox), 3306 nucleotides long. RefSeq names its product WD repeat domain 27 (gene WDR27). Gene Ontology annotation, molecular function: protein binding. Bases 1 to 2508 code for a protein of 835 amino acids. The transcript is spliced from 24 exons. NCBI's taxonomy places the organism in Eukaryota, Metazoa, Chordata, Mammalia, Chiroptera, Pteropodidae. The record is from RefSeq and is a predicted model, not a curated record.
AUGCUGGAGCUAGGCAUCCAGCACAUGGCAGCUAGCACGCUGGACCUCCUCCUAGGGUCGCCUCCUCGAGGGACCAUCGUGGGCACCCUGCUGGGGAAGGUGCUGUAUUUACGGCUCAGUCCGGACGACCGUGUUGCUGCCGUGUGCGCUGGAAAUAAAGUGUUCCUGCUGGAUGUGGAGACUCAGUCUACACUCGCUGAGCUCGAAGGGCACCAGGGCCCCGUGACUGCAGCCGAGUUUUGCCCUUGGCAAGCUCACGUCAUCAUCUCGGUGUCUGAGGACAGAAGCUUUAAGGUUUGGGACCAUCGUUUGGGAUCGUUAAUAUACAGCUCGUCAGUGCUGGCAGCUUCCCCUCUCCUAAGUCUCUUCGUCGACGAAAGAAGUCAGCAGCUCGUGACCGGAUGCGCCGCGGGCCAGCUGUGGAUCUUCAGUAUGGUUGAAAGACACCAUUAUCGCCGCGUGACACAUGUUGACCUGAGGAAAACGGGAGAGAGUUUCUUCACCAGGAGGGUUGGGUCGCACCUGUGCAGCCUGCUAGGGGAGAGCCAGCCUCCCUGGGCAAGUGAACUGGAGCAAGGGGCCGGCACCGAAGUGGCGCUGCCUGUCCUGAGCCUGGCUCCCUGUGACCUUUCGCUCGUCCUACACCCUGAGUGUGCAUCGUGUCUGUCUCCCGAGAAUGCCAGCUGCUUGUGGAUCGGGAGCUCAGCGGGUUUGUUCGUGUUUAACUUGGCGAACUUCGAGUUCGAAGCCGUCCUCCAGUACAGGGAUUUUCGGAACCUCAGCAUUCAAGUCACCGGGUCAUGCGCCAUGACGAACGAGGCCGGCAGCGAUAAGGCGUUCUGCGUACUCACCUCCCUGUUUGGGAAUCAGAUCGCCGUGCUGGAGGUCAGCGUCCCCGCGCUGCUGCGGUCAUGGCAGCGCCCUGCGCCGGCGCGGCCUCUCUCGGUGCUGCCCAGCUCCUGUGUCUUGUCGACUUCUCCGCUGUAUUUCAGGAUUAUUGAGGAAAAAAGUACCAAGCCAGUUCGUCAAAAACAGUCUGCGACCAACCCACAGUCCUCAUCAGUCUUGUUAAUCCUCUUGUUGACCUGGUUGAAAAACACGGCCCGGGGCGCCGUGCAGGACCAGCCGCUGGUGUUCCACAGCCGCGUCAGGUCGUCCGGGUACACGGCGGCGCCGCAUGCAGCUAUGUUUUCACCAAAGACCAACAUCAAGAACGAUUGUGAGAGAUCCGCAAAGUGCAGGAGCAGCCACAGAUGCAAGGAGCGCCCUUCGCGGAGUCCUCUGCCCACCCAGCUCAGCAGGCGGCGUGCUCUGGCCCCGGCGGCCGUGCGCUGCGUCCAGUUCUCAGCAGAUGGACGGCGGCUGGCCUGUGGCUUAGCCAACCACUUGUCGCUGGUCUUUGAUGCUGAUCUUACUGGGACACCUGCUGUUUUUUCAGGUCACGACGGGGCCGUGAGCGCCGUGUCCUGGAGCCACGACGGGAAGUGGCUGCUGUCUGCCUCCCAGGACGGGACGCUGAGGGUGUGGUCGGUUCGCAGGACGGAACUCGCAUUGUGUCUGGACAAGGACGUGUUCCCCCAGGCUGCGCGGUGCGCCCAGUUUUACUACCUCGACGCCUUCAUCCUGUCGUCCGCGGGGCCCGAGGUCCGGCUGCUCAGGCACCACGUGGACACCCGCCGGGACGAGCUGCGGAGGUACAGGCAGAGGAGCUGGUGCAGGGCCGUGUGCGGGCUCCGCAUGACAGGCGCCGCCGAGGUCACCGGCCUGUCCGCGGUGAACGAGUUCUACUCCUACCUCGUGCUGGCCGCCGGCCGGAGCAGGACCUUGGAGGUCUUCGACCUCAACGCGGGGUGCAGCGCAGCCGUCAUCCAGGGGGCCCACGCACGGCCCGUCCACCAGAUCUGCCAAAACAAAGGAUCAUCGUUUACGACUCAGCAGCCUCAGGUUUAUAAUCUUUUCGCAACCAUGGCCAUUGGUGACGGGAUACGACUGUGGGACUUGAGAACUCUGAGGUGUGAGCGUCGUUUUGAGGGACAUCCGAGCCGCUGCUACCCGUGCGGGAUGGCCUUCAGCCCUUGCGGACGCUAUGUGGCCUGCGGUGCCGAGGACAGACACGCAUACGUGUAUGAAGUGGGCUCCAGCACUUUUUCUCACAGACUGGCAGGACACACGGACACGGUCACUGGAGUGGCCUUCAGCCCGUCAGCCCCCCAGUUUGCCGCUUUGAUGCGGAGGAUAACAUGGUCGUGUGACGACAUGCUGUGGUCUGACGUGCGUGUGUCUAAACUAAGUGGAACCGUGCCGUGGCUGCCGUUUCGCCCGCUCUUCACUGGGAGUGGAUUGUUGCGAUCCAGAUGUCGCGGUGCCUGGGACGUGGUUUACCUUCCGUUUACAGUGAAUGUUUGGAAAAUGGAUAAAGUUUGUCACGUCAUCGACUCCAACAUUACGCCCCAUUUCACACUGAUCCUAACUUUUCUUUUGGUCCACAGCGGGUGGGCAUUUAGGUGAUUCCUUUUCAAUUCUUUGAACGACACGCUGCCAGUAAGGCUGAGGAGUGGUCAGGGGUGAGAGUCAGAAGCUAGGAACAAAGCUAAGACCAGCGAGGUCAGUGGCGGGAACUAAUAGAGUGAUUUCUAGGCAGAAUAUUGAUGUUUUUUAACAUUCAGUACUGGCGUCAAAACGUCUUUUAGCAUAAUCGAACUGAGGAAUUUUUUGAACACGUGGAAGUUUUCAAUUAGAAAAAGUUGUGUUGGUCUCUUUUGCCAUCGAGAUUAUUUUAAUGACUAAAAGAAGCAAAUAUGGCUUAAAUAUAGUUAUGAUAAAGGGAGAGAAAGGAAUGGCUGUACUUCUCAUGAACAUUGAUUCUUGAUGAGAUGCCAUUAAAAAUGGGCAGUCGGAGAAGUCAGGCUCCUGGUUCAUCAUCUCGGGGGAUGAAGAGGCCAUAUAGAACAUGAAUGAACACUUCCGAACCUCAGCGUACUCUACCACACUUCAUAUGUGUAAAAUUGUUACUGAAUUUUAGGAAUCAUGAUAAAAUAAUCCAGUGCUAAUUGUCCAGAAGUUUUGCAUUUUGUCUGAUCAUUGUUAUCAGAAAGGUCUCUGUGAAAUAACAAUAUUUCCUCAAUAGUGGACUCAAGAUCUGAUUAAAAGUCUUUGUUUCUUAGUUCCGUGUUUAUUUGAUUUUAAGAUACAUGGUAUUCUUUCACACACACUUAGACAGUGGAGUAAGUUUUAGAACCCUCAUGCUUCCUGUUUAAAGCAGUGUAUUCUGUUUUAUUAGAUCACUACUGCAUCGUACACCUAAUG